Molecule: messenger RNA, 3318 nt
Organism: Python bivittatus (Burmese python)
Lineage: Eukaryota; Metazoa; Chordata; Lepidosauria; Squamata; Pythonidae
Source: RefSeq, a predicted model, not a curated record
UAAAUGCAGUGAACAGAUCAGUACUAACUAUUUUGCCAGCUGAUAAUGAACAACUGUAUUCAAGACAGAUUUCCAAAUGGGGAAUCCCCCUGGAGCCUUCUCAGAAAGAAAUAACUUUCCCAAAGAUGCCUGUGAUUGUCCCUCCUGGUGUUGCAGCCCUGCAUUCAUCCUUAGGCUCAAAGCACAAGCUGUCAGUGAUGAUGAAGAUUCUGUGCGAUCCAAGAAAUGCAUACCACCGGAGUGUUCUGAAUCAGAACUAUGGUGUCAGUUUGCCAUUAAUUAAUCGGAGGAAAACAGUAUCUGCACCAAGGCAGAAGAUAGCAAAAGGUGUGACAGUCAGCAACCUUUCAGUGGCUCCACCGUCCUUCCAUUUGAAUAACAUUCACUCUGUCUUGCCUAUUUCUCACCAGGAUGCAGAGAAAGGCAUCCUAAAUCUAAUUGAAAGAGGACUGAUCCCACGUGCUGCUAGGAUUACUCUAGAGAAGCCACCCAUUCUGCCGAAACCUGUUCCUCUCCAUGAAUUUCAGACAAAGUUCAAGAAACUAGAUGCAGAUGGAGCUCCGCAGGGUGAGAAGAUAGAAACGCCUGCCCUCCCUUAUCAGAAGCCCACCCACGUGUCCAAGUACCAAGGCAAGGAGAAGAAAGGAACCAAGGGAAGCAUCGCCCCACCGCCAUCCUGCAUCUCGGUGGUUUCCUCCAAGAGAUUCAAACUGCAACAGCUACUUCAGGCGAUGAGACAAAGGGAGUCAGCCACCUCUUCUGUCUGUUUGGUAAAGACCCCAGAAGCGAUACCAACAGAGAAAUUCAAGAAUGUGCUUUUGGAGCUUGAAAUACCUGUUUGUAAAGGCGUCAUUGACUACACAGCGUCUGAUCUGCUUCAGUUUAAGCAGCACUGCUGUUUCUUCUGGGGAAGCGUUCUUUCCUUCUUGGAACAAGUGGAGACUCUGAUGAAGGACUAUGCCGUGCCUUCCGCCAUCCUCAUGGGGAAGAAAGUGGUGGAGCUCAUUCCAGAUUUUGAGCUUAACCAGAGAGCAACCCAGAAGGAACUCCUCUCAGUGAUAAAGAAUGGGUCAUCGGUUCAAAAGUUCUUAAGCCAGCCUGGCCGGAGAUACAGAGGACAAAAUGGCGCUGAAAAGGCAGCCACCAAGAUCCAGGCAACGUGGAGGUGCUACAAAUUGAGAAAAGCCUACAUUGGAUUCAGGCAUCAGCAGUGGGCCUCGGGCAUCAUUGCCAUCUCUUGGCUCAUGCAUGUUCAUUUGGGGCGUGUCAGAAAGACCCUGCAGGAGUCACGGCAGAGACACCUGGAGAACUUCCACAUCAGGGCCAAGCAUCUGGCCGCCAACUGGAAUCGCAUCAGGAGCUCCAGGAGGACGAUUAUCCAUAUCCCAUCGUUAGGAUACCCGCAGUCGAUUCGAGAGGCAGAUCCAGAUUUUGCUGUUCAUCAAGGAUCGCAGUUUGGAAGGCUGUGUGAGAUAAAAGAUUCGAAUGUGGAUGUCAUCUAUAUUUGCCCCUUAGAACUAAGUGAGGAGAUGCUGCGCUAUUACAGCAAACUCUUAGGUCUGCAGCUAGCCGUUCGAUCUGGGAACCCCGAGGACAUCGCUGACCUGCAGGACAGGUUCAAAAUCCUCACCCCUGAAGCCAUAAACCGCUUUCCUAACCACCCCAUGUCCCUGGCUACAUUCUUGAAAUACAGCCCUAAAACCAUUAAAAGGGUCAAAAACCUGAUCCAAGGCAAAGAAGCCUAUAUUGUUGGAGGCCUUCUGAACCAAGAUGACCUGGAAGUGGCCGAUGUGCUAGACUUGCCCAUUCUCGGCUCUGAUCCAGAAGUGGCUCAUCUCUACAGCACCAAGUCCGGAAACAAAAGAGUCUUCACCGCCGCGUGUGUUCCGGUGCCCCCCGGGCAGCAUGACAUCUACAGCAGGCAGCAGAUGAUAGAGGUCCUUAGUCAGCUGAUUAUAGACUACCCAGAAGUGAAACGUUGGGUGUUCAAGGUGGAUAAUGACUUUGGGGGAAAUGGAACUGCAUUUUGUGACAUCACUAAACAUCUCAAAUGCUACCCUUGGAUUAUGAAGGAGAGUCUUCGAUAUGGACCAGAGAUAUGGAAUAAGAGGUGGGCUCACGAACCAGCUUUGGUGAAGCUCUCUCAGGAGCUACCGGGCCUUUUAGCACAGCACGCGCAGGCUGUCAAUGAGAAACGAUUUCCUACAUGGGGGAAAUUCCUCCAAAUGUUUGUGAGUCAAGGUGGAAUCAUAGAGGCCUUCCCGCCUUCAGAUAGCAUCACCAACCUCACAGUGGACAUGGUAAUUGAACCCACAGGGGAGGUCACGAUGGUUUCCUGCGGAGACCAGUUUCACGCGGACAGUCCCUUGCGGUCUUCGGGAACUACCCUUCCUCAGGCUUCGGUUGAACCCCAGCUCCUUAACUUGCUGUGUUUUAAAAUUGGAGAGGCCUGCAAAUCCAGGGGAGUGGUUGGAUACUUCUCCAUUGACUUUGUGACUUUCAUCCACCCUCAGACCAUGAGACAGCAGGUCUGGGCGGUAGACUUGGAUCUGCACUACAGCGAUCACCUGGCCAUGACGCAGGUCGUGCUGUACGUAACACAGGGGACCUUAGAUUGUGAAUCAAGCCGCUUCCAAGUACAAGUCACUCCAAAGAAACCACACGGCCUCUGUCUCCAGAAGAAACAGCCCCAGUCCACUUCCAUGGUCAGCCGCUACGUUAUCAUGAGCAGUUCAAUUAAGAAUACCAACCUUUCCUUCAUUUACUAUAAUGUUUUCCUGAAGAUGUGCAAGGCUCAUGGGAUUGGAUAUGAUGUGCAGCUAAAAGAGGGAACUGUUUUUAUCUUGUUUGAAGACCAGAAAAGACACACGUUUGGAAUGGUAACAAUUGGAGAACAUCUCCAGGGGGUCCUCAUGACCUUUGCUCAGCAUCUCUUCAUCAUCUAUCAAGAAUUAUCAGCACCUAAUAUGCAUGCCGAGACCAAUUUUAAGGGAGCAGUCCAAGAUAUUGAGAAGAUCUUGGGAGUUACAGAACAGAACAAGUUAAAAUUUGAAGAGGAAAAGGAGGCCUUGAGAGCAGAAGCGUUCACAAAAUAGUUAAAGUAUGUUCUUCGUGCCUUGAGUUUCUCACUAUACAUCUUCAAAUUCUUCAUCUUUUUGAAGCCUUCCAAUUUACAAUUGUAAAUCUGAAAUUGUAUUCUGGAUUUUUGAAAACCACAUUUAAUGAAGAUAAGUAGAUCUCAGUUGUGACCCAGGUUUUUAAAACUGUUAAUAUUAGAUUACAUUUCCCUUAUGUGGUUUACAUGAAUAUUGAUUUAUU